AUGCUAGCACCAGAAUACCAAACUCUGGGGAUGGAGACGGCAGCGGUACUUUCUUACCUGCAGGAGACAGAGGUUCAGGAAACCGGAGCACCUGGAGGAAACCGGAAAAUCUGUAGGAAACCGGAGCACCUGGAGGAAACCGGAGCGCCUGUAGGAAACUGGAGAUACUGUAGGAAACCGGAGAACCUGGAGGAAACCGAAGAACCUGGAGGAAACCGGAGCAGCUGGAGGAAACCGAAGAACCUGGAGGAAACUGGAGUACCUGGAGGAAACCGGAGCACCUGGAGGAAACCGGAGAACAUGAAACCGGAGCACCUGGAGGAAACCGGAGUACCUGGAGGAAACCGGAGUACCUGGAGGAAACCGGAGCACCUGGAGGGAACCGGAGCACCUGGAGGAAACCGGAGCACCUGGACGAAACCGGAGCACCUGGAGGAAACCGGAGUACCUGGAGGAAACCGGAGUACCUGGAGGAAAUCGGAGCACCUGGAGGAAACCGGAGCACCUGGAGGGAACCGGAGCACCUGGAAGAAACCGGAGUACCUGGAGGAAACCGGAGCACCUGUAGGAAACCGGAGUACCUGGAGGAAACCGGAGUACCUGGAGGAAACCGGAGUACCUGGAGGAAACCGGAGUACCUGGAGGAAACCGGAGUACCUGGAGGAAACCGGAGAACCUGUAGGAAACUGGAGUACCUGUAGGAAACUGGAGUACCUGGAGGAAACCGGAGAAUCUGUAGGAAACCGGAGCACCUGGAGGAAACCGGAGCACCUGGAGGAAACUGGAGAAUCUGUAGGAAACCGGAGCCCCUGGAGGAAACCGGAGCACCUGGAGGAAACCGGAGCACCUAUCUAUCUACGUAUCUAUCUAUCUUCCAAACGGGACGUGCUUGUCACAUACAAACUUAAAUGUCUGUGA
Molecule: messenger RNA, 918 nt
Organism: Knipowitschia caucasica
Lineage: Eukaryota; Metazoa; Chordata; Actinopteri; Gobiiformes; Gobiidae
Source: the annotation of a GenBank genome assembly